UAUGUUUUCAAAUAACAGUCCUUUCUGGUUUGAAUUUGGAAAAAGAGGUUUCUAGUAUUCUAGUUGAAAACUAGAGUUGAUCUGGUAAACAUUUGUUUGGCUGUUUCUGAACGUUGAAAAUGAGUUUCGGACAAGAAUUUCCGAAUUUUACCGCAAAUACCACAGUAGGAGAAAUCAAAUUUCAUGAUUGGCUUGGAGAUUCAUGGGGUUUGUUCUUUUCUCAUCCAGCGGAUUUCACACCAGUCUGUACCACUGAAUUAGCUAGAGUUGUCAAGCUAUAUCCUGAAUUUGUUAAAAGGAAUGUAAAACCUAUAGCACUUUCAUGUGAUACUGUAGAAUCACAUAAUAAAUGGAUUGAGGAUAUCAAAGUGAUUGCAGAGUGUUCAGCUGAAGGGUUUCCGUAUCCAAUUAUAAGUGAUGCUCGAAGAGAUUUAGCAUGUCAAUUGAACAUGUUAGAUCCUGAUGAAAAAGACAAAGAUGGAAUUCCUCUAACAGCAAGGGCUGUUUUCUUUAUUAACGAUAAAAAGAAAAUGAGGUUUAAGAUAUUAUAUCCAGCCAAUGUUGGAAGGAAUAUGGAUGAAAUACUUAGGACACUAGAUGCUGUAAUGAUGCUUGACAAAUAUAACGUUGCAAUUCCAGUUGAAUGGAAGGUUGGCCAAUCAAUAGUAAGUGUUGAAGAAGAAAAGAAAUUGUCUCCACUGAUUAAUUUAGGGCAUAAAUUUCCAAAUUUUACCGCAAAUACAACAGUAGGAGAAAUCAAAUUUCAUGAUUGGCUGGGAGAUUCAUGGGGUUUGUUCUUUUCUCAUCCAGCGGAUUUUAUGCAAGUCUGUACCACUGAAUUAGCUAAAGUUGUCAAGCUAAAUCCUGAAUUUGUUAAAAGGAAUGUAAAACCUAUAGCACUUUCAUGUGAUACUGUUGACUCACAUAAUAAAUUUAUUGAGAAUAUCAAAGUGAUGGCAGAGCAUUCAGCCGAAGUGUUUCCAUAUCCAAUCAUAAGUGAUGAAGGAAGAGAUUUAGCCUGUCAAUUGAGUAUAUUGGAUCCUUUAGCAAAGGACAAAAAUGGAAAUCCUCUAACUGCAGGAGCCGUCUACAUUAUUGACGAUAAAAAGAAAAUGAGGCUUUCGAUGUUAUAUCCAGCCAAUGUUGAAAGGAAUAUUGAUGAAAUACUUAGGGUACUGGAUGCUUUAAUGUUGACUGACAAAUAUAAAGUUGCAACUCCAGUUGACUGGAAGGUUGGCCAAGCUGUUAUGAUUCAACCAACAUUAAGUAAUGAAGAAGCAAAGAAAUUGUUCCCAGACAUGACAGUGGUUGCACUACCUUCUGGAAAUGAAUAUUACAGACAAAGCCAUAUUUAAAUUUUAAGAUUUUAAUUUUAUUUCAGAUGAAAAAUUUUUCUUUUUCUGAACUGAAUCUGUAUAAAUUUAUAGAAUAUUGUAUAUGAAAAUAAUCUGUAGUAUUUUGGUUUUAAAAAAUUUACCAUUUAUGUGAUAUGACUGAAAUAAAAUCAUUCUCAUUUUA
Harmonia axyridis is the source of this 1518-nucleotide messenger RNA. Its product is annotated as peroxiredoxin-6-like. Bases 120 to 1355 code for a protein of 411 amino acids. Gene Ontology annotation, cellular component: mitochondrion; cytosol. Gene Ontology annotation, biological process: cell redox homeostasis; cellular oxidant detoxification. Lineage: Eukaryota; Metazoa; Arthropoda; Insecta; Coleoptera; Coccinellidae. The transcript is spliced from 5 exons. Gene Ontology annotation, molecular function: peroxiredoxin activity. The record is from RefSeq and is a predicted model, not a curated record.